GGAUGUUUACGUUGCGUCGCCUAAAGGUGUCUUUCCGAUUCAGAUUUUGGCGUUGAUGAGCAUCUGAUUUAUUCUCUACAAUUGAUAAGAGGAAGCUGAGCCCUGUCCUGGUGCUCUGGUUGCCUGAGGACACACCUGCUUUAGCACUUACCUGUGCUGUGUGACCUUUGGCCUUUGAGUGAACUAAGGGAGUGUGUCACCUGAGGCAGGACAGUGGGAUUCUUCUCAACAGCAGUCCUUCAUCCAGCGAUCUACAACACUCACUUCUUGAAGUCCAAGCUGGCCUGACUGCUCUCUCCCCCCUUCUCUCUGUAUCUCUCCCCCCCCCUUCAUCCAUCCCGCUCUCCCUCUUUCACACUUCUCUAUGCCUCUGCCCAAUUAUGUCCCUCUCCCUUUCAGAGUCCCUCUGUAAGACUUCUGUCUCUCCAUCCCUCUCGCCAUCCCUCCUUGAUCUGUCUCGCUCUCCGUCUGCGUGCGCGCCCCUCCUGACCGCCAGGCUGGAUUUCCUGCAGAUGAAACAGCUGAAGAGGAAGAGGAAGAGUAACUACAGCGUUCGUGAGACGCAGACGCUGAUCCGGGAGAUCCACAAGAGACGAGACGUGCUGUUCUCCCGCCAGCAGAACACCGCCAUCAACGAACUGAAGAGACGAGCCUGGGAGGAGGUAGCAGGAGGCGUCAACGCACUGGGAGAGGGCGAACUACGCACAGCUUCAGAGGUGAAGCGGCGUUACCUGGACUGGCGGUCGCUAAUGAAGAGGAACCAGCUCCGUGCUGAGCGGUCUCUUUCCACAGGGCUCAAGGCAGAGUAUGAUCCCUCCUCCCCUGAACACGACGCCUCACUGGGCUCAGGGGACCAGUCGCUCGACCUCUCUGGCUUUCCCAAGGAGUCCCAGUGCGACUGGCAGGACCUGGCAGAUCUUGGAGAGCCCAGCGGACACUCAAUGUCCACGGGGGUUAAGAUGGAGGAGGAGGAGGAGGCCAAUGGAUACAGGCUGGAGGGUGAUAGCGGAGAGGGUGAGGUAGAGGAUGAUGAAGAUUGUUUCCCCUCCCUCCUGCCUGACAUGGGCGAGCGCGAUGGACGCACCCCUGAAGUCUUUUCACACAUUGAUGAGUUCGGAAUGCUCAGUGCCUCAAAGGGGGCGGCGGCCUCAAUGAAUCGGGACCUCUCAUUGACCGGCCUGGGUGGACUGGGCUUUGCUGGCUUAGGACUGGCCAAUCAUGAGAGUGCGGGACUUCUGGUUGCCUUGGAGAAGCAGCGUGUGGAGCUUGAGAAGCAGCGUCUGGCUGUGGAAACGGAGCGGCUAGCGGUGGAGAGGGAGCGCCUCCUACUGGAGAAGGAGAGACUGAGUCAAUCGGAUGUGGAGAGAGCGAGGUUGCAGCUGGAGAAAGAGCGAUUGCAGCUGGAGAAAGAGCAACUUCGGGUGUUGCUCAUGAACCAAUCAGAACGGGCCGCUGCUCCCCCCCAGCAAAGCCCUCCCUCCUCGUCCACCCCCACCCCUAACACCACCUCUUCCUCUGCUGUGGCUGGACAGAAUGAGAGAAAGGGGAAUAAACCCUGGCUUUCUAUGAUAGAUCUGGAGGGCGAGAGACUGAGGCUGGAGAAGGAGAGAUUGCAGUUAGAGAAAGAGAGGCUGCAGUUCUUUAAGUUUGAGUCUGGACGACUGCAGAUAGAGAGGGAGAGACUAGAGGUGGAGAGGGAGAGAAUGCAGCUUCACAAGGAUCAAAGUCACUGAGAGGGAGAGAGAGGAAGGAUAGCAUCAAAUUGUAUUUGUCACAGGUGUGGACUAACGGUGAAAUGCUUAGGGGCCCUUCACAACAAUGCAGAGAGAAAGAAAAUAGAAAAGUGUAACACGUAAUAAUAGAUACGCAAUGAGUAAAGAAAACUUGGCUAUAUACAAGGGGUACAAGUGCCGAGUCGAUAUGCAGUGGUACGAGGUAAUUGAGGUAUAUAUGUACAUAUAACUAGGAAUGAAGUAACAGAUAGUAAACUGUAGCAGCAGCGUAUGUGGUGAGCAUUAAGGGAUAUCUACGAGAUAAGUACCUGGAGGAAGAGCAAAAGAAGGGGGGGGUUUAUCUCAGUGUAGGCAGGCCAGAUAUCAGCCUCUAUGAGCGGUUAUCUCCAUGGUCCAGUGAGGCUCUCUCCUCCCUCUCCUGUCUGUUUCUGACAGCUCCAAGGGCUUGUUACUGUUCAGUCUGAUCCACAAUGGUUGAAAUGAGGUGCACAGCUCAACCAAUCAGACAAUCAAACUGACCUUAGAUCAGCAGGGCGUCUUCAUACAUCUCCAGGUUGAUGACAGAGGAUUUUAUCCAGUUUUAUUUCCUGUAGAGGCGGGACCAAGACUGAAACUGCCACUCAAACUCAGUAGCCUCGUCCAACCACAUAAACAAAUCUCACUGCCAAUUAUUCUGUUAUGUCUGUGGACUUUGUUGCAUUAAAAGGGGGAUUCUUUCAAUUCAAAAGAGCGGUUAAUUUAACAAAGAUAAUCUGUGUCUGUACAAUGUGUGUUUUUGUAUAAAGUGAGUGGUUGUGUACUGGGAGAAACUGUUUUGUCCCUGGAAAAGUUGUGUGUAGCUCAGUAGUACCAUCCAUGUACUGCACAGGAAGUGAAUGUAAUGUAGAAUAGCUGUAAACUCAAAGCACAAAAUGCUCUAUGUGUGACUGUUCAAACCAGUGUCAUAUCAGGCCUUACAGAGAUGUUUUUUUUUUUUUUUUACCAAACCGUUUUCUUUUAUAAUAGUUUUAUUUUGAUAGUUGGUGUGGUUUGGUACUAUGAUGGAAUGUUUUGUGUGGUGUUCUAUAAUAACCCAGUCGUCCAAGGAAAUAGUUGAAUAUCUCUGCUGGUUCACCCGUUGUCCAAGGAAAGAGUUGAAUAACUAUUUAAAAGUAAAAAAAAAAAGAGAUGUAUUAUGUUUUUGCCUAUAUGUUUUCUGCAUUGCCUUUAAGACUCAAAGGAUAUAAAUGAAUAGGGUGUUUUUUCUUUAUUCUUCCUGUUUUUAAGAAUGCAUCUGGUGUGACCCCACAUUCACACUUAAAUCACCUGAUAUAGACACAAAGUGCAUUCAGAAAGUAUUCAGACUGCUUCCCUUUUUCCACAUUUUGUUAUGUUAGAGCCUUAUUCUAAA
Messenger RNA from Coregonus clupeaformis (lake whitefish), 3123 nucleotides. RefSeq names its product myb/SANT-like DNA-binding domain-containing protein 4. The coding region runs from base 381 to 1733 and encodes 450 amino acids. The transcript is spliced from 4 exons. Lineage: Eukaryota; Metazoa; Chordata; Actinopteri; Salmoniformes; Salmonidae. The record is from RefSeq and is a predicted model, not a curated record.